GUGGUUUAGAAGCUACCAUCCUCGCUAGCAUCUGUUUCUCUCAUGCCGAAGAGGAAGAGCUAUCACAAAAUCCGAGGCGGGUGUACCACGUGCAAGGAACGAAAAGUCCGCUGCAGCCUCGAACGACCGAUUUGCCAGAACUGUGAAAGACUUUCCAGGCCAUGUAUUUAUGUGCGCGCGGUACCCAGUCAGCACAAUGCUCAGGUAACGCCCAGCCAAGGGGUUCCUGAAACCAUACGGACUCAAGAGCUCGAGCUUAUGCACUAUUACACUGCAUACACAUAUCGGACCAUGAGCCAUAAUCCAGUGCUGAUAUCAUUGUGGAAAGAAGUCGUCCCGAGGCAUGCAUUUCAGCAUCCUUUUCUGCUUCAAGGUCUCCUUGCGGUCGCGGCACACCACAGACUCCAUCACGACAAGAAGACAUUUAACUCGGUCGACUUGAUUGAGACGGCCAAUCUCUAUCAGCAGGAAGCUUUGGCUAGCUACAUCCGUUUACUGAGCGAUAUCACUGAGGAUAACUGCCAUGCGCUAUUCGCUUUCUCGCAAAUCAUAGUGGGGAUCCAGUAUUCGCGAUUGAGCUUGGGCUUCUAUCCAGACAACAGACAUUCACCAGGGGUUAUCGCCGGCAUGGUCGAGAUCUUCGACUUGCUCAAAGGGGCGCUAGCCAUAGCCACGCAGGCCCAUACAUGGUUACGUGCUGGUGAUUUGGAACCUAUGUUGGGCGAUGCGCCGAAGACACCGCCCGCAGAAACGAUUCCUGCUACUAUCGCCACCCCUAGCAUAAAGGCCUUGUCGGCACUUUCGGAGCAUAUCGCGUCCCAGCUGGGCGUCGACGAAGACUCGAAAACUCGGGUGUCGACCCUCCUUUCAACCAUUCAAUUUCUGCGGGCAGCUUUCCUGGAGGACCGCAAUUCAGUCGAUACAUAUAACAAGAUCGCCGGCAUUCCAGUGUUUUUCGAUAUGAAUUAUCUGAGAUUAUUGAAGGCGCGGGACGAGGGCGCACUGGUCGUUCUGGCAUAUUACGGGGUGGCGCUGCAUCAGCUUGGUCAUAUAUCGUUUGUGGACGCCGUCGGAGCUAAAGUCGUGCAGGCCGUAGCAGAUUUGGUCGGUCAGGAGUGGUCGACGCAUUUGGUCUGGCCACAGAUGGAGAUUCGAGCAAGAGGCUGA
This is a messenger RNA of Exophiala xenobiotica, 1167 nucleotides long. RefSeq lists its product as uncharacterized. Gene Ontology annotation, biological process: regulation of transcription by RNA polymerase II. Lineage: Eukaryota; Fungi; Ascomycota; Eurotiomycetes; Chaetothyriales; Herpotrichiellaceae. Gene Ontology annotation, molecular function: zinc ion binding; DNA-binding transcription activator activity, RNA polymerase II-specific. The record is from RefSeq and is a predicted model, not a curated record. The transcript has a single exon. Bases 43 to 1167 code for a protein of 374 amino acids.